GCGUGAAAUUCCCUCCUCAUUCAGUGUCAGCAAUCACAUCACUAUGUCUUCCGGAAAGACCGUCACCCUCAACACUGGCUACAAGAUCCCUCAAUUGGGCUAUGGCACAUGGCAAGCCGCACCUGGUGAGGUAGGCAAUGGUGUCUAUGAGGCACUCAAGAUCGGAUACAGGCAUCUCGUAAGUAACCACUUCUACGAAAACCAGAAAGAAGUUGCUCAAGGCAUCAAGCGCGCGUACAAGGACAUCCCCGGGCUGAAGCGGGAGGACAUAUUUAUUACUUCCAAACUCUGGAACACCCAGCACGAUCCUGCCAAUGUCGAAGCUGCGCUUGAUGACACGCUCGCCGAGCUUGAGCUUGACUGGCUUGACCUUUAUCUUGUUCACUGGCCCGUCAACUUUGGGCCCGGCAAGGACCCGCACUCGGACUUGUUCCCUGCCGCGUCCGAGCCUGAUGAGGUCAACAUCGACAACUCGAUUCCCAACAGCGAGACAUGGGAAGCCGUGAACAAGCUGCCAAAAAGCAAGGUCCGAUCCGUCGGCGUGUCGAACUUCACCUACCAGACCUUGAAAGCUUUGGUUGAGAAGACCGGCCUCGUGCCCGCGGUCAAUCAGAUCGAGCGCCACCCCAUUCUACCCAGCAAGGAGCUCAUCCAGUAUGCCAAAGAAAAGAACAUCCACAUCACCGCCUAUUCCGCAUUCGGCAACAACUUCUUCAACAUCCCUCUGCUCAUCACGCGUCCCGAAGUCAAGGCCAUCGCGGAAAAGAAGGGAGCCACUCCAGCGCAGGUGAUCUUGGCUUGGAGCCAGGUCGGUGGUCACUCUGUCAUUCCUAAGUCGGUGACGCCGUCCAGGAUUGCGGAGAACUUCAAGGAGAUUGAGCUUUUGGAGGAAGAUAUCGCUGCUAUUCAGAAGUUCUCUGAUGAGCAUCAGGGUCGCAGGCGGUAUAAUGUUCCAUUCACUGCGAACAAGCCACGAUGGAGCAUCAAUAUCUUCGAUGAGCCCGAGGAGCAAGAGGCACCCAACAAGAUCAUCAUAUAAAUGGUAGUCUAGCUCAUGCACCGGUACAGGAAGCUGCCACACUCGAAUGUACCGAGUCUUUCCAAU
Messenger RNA from Parastagonospora nodorum SN15, 1105 nucleotides. RefSeq lists its product as hypothetical. Gene Ontology annotation, molecular function: aldose reductase (NADPH) activity. The coding region runs from base 44 to 1039 and encodes 331 amino acids. Gene Ontology annotation, cellular component: cytosol. The transcript has 3 exons. NCBI's taxonomy places the organism in Eukaryota, Fungi, Ascomycota, Dothideomycetes, Pleosporales, Phaeosphaeriaceae. The record is from RefSeq and is a predicted model, not a curated record.